CAGCUCCGGGUCACGGAUGUUUGGAUGCUAAAGAUGGCGGCACCCAGUGAGCUGUUUUGCUGGAAGGCUGGUUUGGGUUUACCGUCAGUAAAUACGGACUGUCUCAUCGUGCUGGCUUAUGCUCGCUUUGCUGGAGCUCCGCUCAAAAUUCACAAGAUUUCUAACCCCUGGAGAAGCCCCACAGGUUCACUUCCUGCUCUCAGGACCAAAGAUGAAGGCAGCUGCUCCCAACCCAGUCAGAUCAUCAUUCAGUUGAGGAAACAGAAAUACAAUGCAGACUAUGAUCUCUCGGCCAAGGAGGGCGCAGACACUCUGGCCUUCAUCUCGUUACUGGAGGAGCGACUGUUACCUGCACUGAUCUACGCUUUAUGGAUCGAUCCUAAGAACUACGUGGAGGUGACGCGCCGCUGGCAUGGAGAGAAUAUGUCCUUCCCACUCAACUUCUUUCUGCCCGGCUGCAUGCAAAACAGGCAGCUUGAGCGACUCCGCCUGAUCCGGGGAAACAGUUCACUGGAGGCGGGAGAAGAGGCUGAGAACGAGCUUUACCAUGAUGCUCUGGAGUGCCUAAAUCUUCUUUCUCAGCGACUGGGAUCGAACAAAUUUUUCUUUGGAGAUUCGCCCUCUUCUCUAGACGCGUAUGUGUUUGGUCGUCUAGCUCCGCUUAUUAAAAUCCGGCUGCCUAACUGCCGCCUGCAGCAGAACUUGAAGAAUCUGGACAACUUGAACACGUUUUGUUGCAACAUCUUGAGCUUGUACUUCCCCAGCGAGAGUAAAGAGGGUGUCAAUCGUCCGAUGUCCAGCACACAGCAGGGGAGCGAAUUUGACAACGAGCCAUACAAGAGACGCAAGCAGCUGCUGUCAGUGCUGGUCGCUGUGGCAGCGAUGUUGAGCUAUGCUCUCCUCACCGGCAUAGUAGCUAUUGAGCAUAUGCAGGAGGAGGAGCAUGUAAGCCCCGCCUCUCUCCGAGGCUCCUCCCAGGACGAGGAAGAGGAGGAGUGAAUGAGGACUGGGCACUGGGACUGUCACAUCUACUUGGUGGAGGAACACACAGGAACAACAUAUUGUUGGGGAUUUAUGUAUCAUUUAUUCCUUGACUUGAGCUUUAAUUGUGUGAUAAUCUUUGUUUUUAUAUCUUCGUUAGAAGACUUUAAUUUUUCCAUAGAGCUGCACUUGUUGCUUUAAUCUCUUGACUGGGUAUAUUCACCUGUGCUUUCUUUUUUACAGAAAAAAAGCAGAUCUCUUUAUAGCUACUAAUGUUUAGCUAAGUUGAGGAGAGAAAGCAUUGAAAACUCAGCUUUCAUUGUGUGGACCAACUGCUUUAUUACAGAGGGUUUUAAACCCUUUUGAUUGCUUAAUGAUACUGAGAUUGAGAGAUGUACACCUCUUAUGUGCUAUGGCCUUGUAUGUUUUAAAACUCAGUGCUUUUCUUGUGUUAAUGCACACAUUUUAUUUGCUACCUUCAUAAAUUAUCUUUUCUGCCGUGUAAGAUAAACUCAUGUUAAUGUGAUCUUAUUGAGUGAAAUAGGAAAAUACCAAUAUUUAGUCAAGUCACACUCUUAAAAUCAUAAAUCACCAAAAACAAAUAAUUUAUUCGCCAUAUGUUUAUUCUCCAUUCCAAACCUGUGCCACUUGGUUUCCAAUGUGAAAUAAGAAGGGAUAUAUUUUGCAAAAUGUCAACAUUGAUUUUCUCACAGUUAAAGGUCAGUUUUUCUGCUCCAAAAGGGAUAAUAUUAGUUUCAACAACUUGUCUGCUGUUUUCUAUAUUAUUCAAUAAAUUAUAUAGAAUUGUUCACUGUUGGCUCUUAUUCAAAUAUGCACAUACAAAAGUGCAUUUGCAUACUUGAUCACAUGAUGUGAGAACAAACAGUGUUUGGCAUCAAUAAUUUGUGUGUUGCAUAUUUGAAUAUUGUGCCAGAAUGAUCCAGAACAAUGUUAUGGCACAUUGUUUAGAAAACUGACUUAUACUGAAAUAUGUCUUUUUGUGACAAUUAUAAAAGGGUGAUGUAAUAAUGACAGAAUUUACAUAUUUGAAUAAACAAACACUUUGAAAGUGACAUUUUCAAAUCAAUUCACAGGAUAAAGAGAACAACUUUCUUACGUUAUUGAGGAUUAGAAAUUGCACUUGUAUAUUGUUAGGAGAUGGUAACAGAUUAUUAAAGCCAAAAGUUACUGUCCAAAGGAAUCUUGCUGACAGACUGCAUAACUGGCUAAGAUGUUUUAAUUCCUCUAACUUUCCAUUAGGAUUUCUGUAAGGCAGUUCAAAUACAUAAGUGAGUUUUUCUCUUGAGUUAAACUCUUUGAAAGAGAAACGGUGGAUUAAUCAAGAUGCUUGUUUUGGGUAUUGUUACUUAAUGUUUGUACUUUGCCUAAAUAUCUUUGUUUCACACCAUUAUGGAUUUCUAUUUUCAUAAUUUAAGGGAGAAAUAAACAGUCCUGAAUAAUCCCGA
This is a messenger RNA of Carassius auratus (goldfish), 2447 nucleotides long. Its product is annotated as metaxin-1. The transcript is spliced from 8 exons. The coding region runs from base 25 to 999 and encodes 324 amino acids. The record is from RefSeq and is a predicted model, not a curated record. Gene Ontology annotation, biological process: mitochondrion organization. Gene Ontology annotation, cellular component: cytoplasm; SAM complex. NCBI's taxonomy places the organism in Eukaryota, Metazoa, Chordata, Actinopteri, Cypriniformes, Cyprinidae.